AUGACAUUUUUAAAGUGUUUCCGUAAAGGUAACGAAACACCCGUACAAAAACUUGCCCGAAAAAGUGGUAUAGUGCCUUCGGCUUUACCAAACGUGCUUCAAAACAACGCUAUCGCUACGAAUGUGCUUUACGCCGUAAAAAACAUGAUGAUAGUUGAAGAUCCAGCAAUCGUUGUAAAAUGGAAUGAUCCAGGAUUCAACGAUGUUCCCGCAAUACCUGGCUGUAGAAAUGGCGUUGCUGGACAAACACUAAAUGCGAUUGUAGCCCAUUUUACAGCAAACGGAGGAUUCGAUGUCCAAGGACUAAAUACCGUUUUUGUAUUUAGAACAAACAAUGAUCUUGGACAGUGUUCGCCAUCAGAAUGGUAUUCCGGACACAGAAUGAAGAUAUUUGAACAGCAAAUAAGCAGAAAGAAUAUUAAACGUAUGUUACGACCUUACGCAGAACUAAAUCAAGCAAAACAACAACGUAUAGCAGCUUUUGCUCUGGACACUUUCGAAGUUAAUUAUAAUUAUAAAGUUGUUGUUAUUUUAGUAGGCACUGCAUCAAUUAUAUAA
This is a messenger RNA of Funneliformis caledonium, 558 nucleotides long. Lineage: Eukaryota; Fungi; Glomeromycota; Glomeromycetes; Glomerales; Glomeraceae. The record is from the annotation of a GenBank genome assembly.